Lasiodiplodia theobromae is the source of this 1014-nucleotide messenger RNA. Its product is annotated as Aldo/keto reductase. The transcript is spliced from 2 exons. Bases 1 to 1014 code for a protein of 337 amino acids. The record is from RefSeq and is a predicted model, not a curated record. Lineage: Eukaryota; Fungi; Ascomycota; Dothideomycetes; Botryosphaeriales; Botryosphaeriaceae.
AUGAGCGCAGGAAAGCCCGCCAUGAAGGCCGUCUUCGGUGCCAUGACCAUUGGCAUUCCAGGCAUUGAGAUGACGCGCGUCCACACCCUCGAGGGCACCUCGAAACUCCUUGACAUCCUCCAAGCCCACGGCCACAACGAAGUCGACAGCGCUCGCGUCUACGGAGAGGGCACAUCCGAAUCGUACCUGGGUUCGGUAACGCCGUCGUGGCAAGAGCGCGGCAUCGUGAUGGAGACCAAGCUCUACCCGAACAAGGGCAGAGGCAUGUCGAAGGCGGAGUACACGCACGCGCCGGGCGACCUGCGGCGGGGGCUGCUGGACAGCCUGAAGGCGCUCAAGGCCGACAAGAUCGACAUGUGGUACCUGCACGGGCCGGACCGCAGCGUGCCGUUCGAGGACACGCUGCGCGAGGUCAACGAGCUGCACAAGGAGGGCUACUUCGCCCGCUUCGGCAUCUCCAACUACCAGGCGUGGGAGGUGGCGCGCAUCUGCGAGACGUGCAAGCAAAACGGCUGGAUCAUGCCGAGCGUGUACCAGGCGCUGUACAACGCUUUCCACCGCAAGAUCGAGGAGGAGCUCGUGCCGUGCCUGCGCUACUACGGCGUCGCCCUCUACGUCUUCAACCCGCUCGCCGGCGGCUUCCUGACCAGCAGGUACCAGAAGGACCAGACCGAGUUUGAGGAUGGUGAACGCUUCGAUCCGAAGAAGUGGCAAGGGAAGCUGACGCGUGGCCGUUACUGGAACGAUCCGAUGUGGGAGGCGUUGGAGGGACUGAGGCCGGUGGCGAAGAAGUAUGGCAUUACAGAGGUGCAGUGCGCCUUGAGGUGGCUGGCGCACCAUUCGGCGUUGAAGAAGGAGCUUGGCGAUGCUGUUAUCGUGGGUGCGAGCGGCCCGCACCACUUGGAGGACAAUCUGGCGGCGCUAGAACAGGGCCCAUUGCCGGAAGAAAUUGUUCAGGCGCUGGAUGCUGGUUGGGAGAAGACCCGGACCCUGCCCCUGAGGUUCUGGCACUAG